This is a messenger RNA of Sorex fumeus (smoky shrew), 978 nucleotides long. RefSeq names its product olfactory receptor 18-like. The record is from RefSeq and is a predicted model, not a curated record. Bases 1 to 978 code for a protein of 325 amino acids. The transcript is spliced from 2 exons. Gene Ontology annotation, cellular component: membrane. NCBI's taxonomy places the organism in Eukaryota, Metazoa, Chordata, Mammalia, Eulipotyphla, Soricidae. Gene Ontology annotation, molecular function: G protein-coupled receptor activity; olfactory receptor activity. Gene Ontology annotation, biological process: G protein-coupled receptor signaling pathway.
AUGAGCCAGCAGAGUCCCAGCAGAGACCAGUGUCUCUGCUCAGUGGAACCACACAACGUAACAGGGGCUGUGGAAUUCCUCCUCCUGGGACUCUCCGAUGAUCCCCAAGUACAGCUUCUUCUCUUCUGCCUCUUCCUGUCCAUGUACCUGGUCACCAUCACGGGAAACCUGCUCAUCAUCCUGGCUGUCAGCUCCGAUCCACUCCUGCACACCCCCAUGUACUUCUUCCUCUCCAUCCUGUCCACCACUGACAUUGGCUUUACCUCCACCACAGUGCCAAAGAUGAUUUGGGACAUUAACACUCAGAGCAGAACCCUCUCUCGUGCCGGCUGCCUAUUGCAGUUUUCACUUUUUUAUUUCUUUGCAAAUUUGGACAGUUCCAUUCUAGGUGUAAUGGCAUAUGAUCGCUUUGUAGCAAUUUGCCACCCCCUGCACUACCCCAUCAUCAUGAACCCCCGCCUUUGUAACCUGUUCCUUCUGAUGUCUGUUUUUGUCAGCGUUUUGGACGCCCAGAUACAUUGCCUGAUGAUAUCACUGCUAACAUAUUGCUCUCAUGUGGAAGUCCCUCAUUUCUUCUGUGACCCCCCUCAACUUCUGAGGCUUGCUUGUGAGGACACAUCCACUGACAAGCUACUAAUGUAUUUUAUUGGUGCUAUCUUUGGUGGUGUUCCAGUCUCAGGGAUCCUGUACUCUUAUACAAGAAUUGUGUCAUCAGUUUUGAGAGUCUCAUCUACAGGGGGGAGGUCCAAAGCCUUCUCCACCUGUGGCUCUCACCUGUCGGUUGUUUGCUUAUUUUAUGGAACAGCGAUUGGGGUUUACCUCAGCUCAGCUGUCUCCCAUUCUCCCAGAAAUGGUACGCUGACCUCAAUUGUGUACUCUAUGGUGGUCCCCAUGCUGAACCCCUUCAUCUACAGCCUGAGAAACAAGGACCUCCAGAGAGCCUUUCAGAAAUUUCUCAGUAGGAAAACUUCAUCUUAA